AUGCCGUGCCUCCCUAGCGCACUGUCGGCGCUCUCUAUCCUCGCUUUGCUUGGCGCCGUGGCUGGAGCCGGUAUGACUACACUGCCUCCAAGCCCGACAACCCGCGCCGCGACCACAUCGCCCGCCGCGACACCACCGCUCUGUAACUUUGAUGGCAUGUGCUUCUGCCCCAUCGGUCUGACCGCCCGCAUCGAGCUCGACGCCUUCCGCUGCCCCACCUGCCUUUGCCUGAUUGACGAGGAAGAAGACAGCUUUGAGGUGCCCGCCACUGAGGAGCCCACCGAGGACCCCUGCAGCUUUGACGGCACCUGCGACUGUCCUGACCACCAGCAGGCCUCCAUUCGUGUUUACGAUGGUUGCCCGACCUGCAUCUGCUCAGACCCCGUGACGACGCGAGCACCAACCACCUCUCGCAUCCAGACAACCACCCAGGCACCCAUCUCCACGACCAACAUUCAGGCCACCUGCGCCCCCUAUCGCCCAUGCAACUGUCGCCCUGGCGCAAUCAGCGUGGACACGUUUGACCGAUACGGUUGCCGGAGCUGCUCCUGUAAGCCCGUUCCAACCACAACCCCGGCACCUACCACUACCAACUCUCAAGCCCAGACUACUGUCGGACCCCAAGUAACCACAAACCAGAACAGCUGCAGCGCCUACGUACCCUGCAACUGCCGACCUGGAGCCGUUCCUCGAGAUUACCUGGCUGCCCUGUUCCCGACUGCCACUCUUGCCAAGCGCACCAAAACGUCAUCAGCUUUGAAUACAACGGUUGGAUGCUACUAUUGUCGCUGCGAGGACAGGAAUGCACCCCAAACUUCGCCUUAUCCCCCGCAAUGUGCCAACCCUGAUUGCCACGAGUGUCAAGCGCAUCAGACCGUUGAGUUCUAUCAAGAGGCCGGCUGCCCCAAAUGCCGCUGUGUCACUCCCGGUGAACCUAGCACCUCUCGUGUGCCGCUGACCACAACCCAACCAACCACGACCCCUCGUCAUGUUCCCACCACGACCCCUCGCCAUGUUCCCACCACGACACAUCGACCCAUGCCAACUACUGCAGGAUCAACCACCGCCCCCGGCCCCACCAACGUUCCCGCUGACCAGUGCCCAGUGCCCACGCAGUGCAAUGGCGCCUGUCGCUGUGAGUGCUUGCACUGCCCAUGUGCACAUCUCCAAAUGAGCAAGCGCCUCGAGAGGCCGCUGGCCCUCGAGACUGCUUCAGAGGUGCCCUUUUGGACAACGGUAGCUGGUUGCUACGGGUGCCUGUGCAUUCCCAGUGCUGAGAAUCGCGACUAUGAUGUCAACUGCAGUGCCCCUGCAGAAGACCUGACAGAGUGGAUCUAUUCCUCUUGGAACCCGUGGUCUGCUUCGUGUGGCAUGGCUUACCGGUUUCGAAUGGCGCUGUUCUGCCCUGCAGCUUUGUGCGGGGCAACUUGUGGUCACCCGCUCGAGGUUGAGUCCCGUGACAUGGGACCCUGCCCAACAACUACCAUUGCCCCGGCCAACAACGCCCAGUCGAGUGAUAACGGGAAGCAAGCAUUUGUGCUGCGCGAUGCGCUGACGGGUCCGGCCAUGGGCCUGAUUGUGGCCGGCAUCGUGCUGCUGUUGCUCGUGGUGGCAGCCAUCGUCGUAGCCUUGCGUCGCCGCCAGUCCCGCCAUGUCAUGAAUGAACUUGAGGGCUUGGAGUACGAUGAUGGUUCGCUCAGCCUGAGGCCAGCGCCUGUACCGCUGCAUCGCGACAGCGAGGCCCAGCCCAUCGUCGCCAACCCGGCGUUUGAAGAUGAGGCAUGA
Messenger RNA from Monosiga brevicollis MX1, 1785 nucleotides. RefSeq lists its product as uncharacterized. The transcript is spliced from 12 exons. The record is from RefSeq and is a predicted model, not a curated record. Bases 1 to 1785 code for a protein of 594 amino acids. NCBI's taxonomy places the organism in Eukaryota, Choanoflagellata, Craspedida, Salpingoecidae.